Messenger RNA from Mercurialis annua (annual mercury), 3826 nucleotides. RefSeq names its product calcium-transporting ATPase 2, plasma membrane-type. Gene Ontology annotation, molecular function: P-type calcium transporter activity; calmodulin binding; ATP hydrolysis activity. The record is from RefSeq and is a predicted model, not a curated record. Gene Ontology annotation, cellular component: membrane; intracellular membrane-bounded organelle. Gene Ontology annotation, biological process: calcium ion transmembrane transport. The transcript is spliced from 7 exons. Lineage: Eukaryota; Viridiplantae; Streptophyta; Magnoliopsida; Malpighiales; Euphorbiaceae. The coding region runs from base 372 to 3419 and encodes 1015 amino acids.
AAUUAAACAGUUAAACUAAAUCAAUGAAUUUUUUUUAGAGUAUUGACUCUGCCAAAUGCAGCACCAAAAAAGUAGGAAUGAAUUGCAUUAAAGAUCGCGCCAUUGCCAUUUCUCCUUCCUCUAAUUUGCUAUUUUUCUGCUCCUCACUCUUAAAUCUUAAAACAAAAGUUUAAAAGUUUAAAAUUCUCAAUUUUAUUUUUUCUUGCAGUAUUUCCAAGAAAUGAACAUGGAAGCUUCCUUAAGCUAGCCGAGGGCGCGUUUUUUUUUUAUUAAUUUUCUUGAAAAGUUUUCUAGUAAGGCGUCUGGUUCCGGUGCUAUAAAUCUUGUUUUAAUUCAACAGUUUUCGAAGUGGUCAAUUUUGUGACAAAAAAAUGGAGAGUUUUUUGAACGAGAAUUUUGAUGUGAAAGCCAAACAUUCAUCGGAGGAGGUGUUACAGAAAUGGAGAGAUGUGUGUGGAUUUGUCAAGAAUCCGAAACGAAGGUUUCGAUUUACUGCGAAUCUUUCCAAGAGAUUUGAGGCUGCUGAGAUGAGAAAAACUAACCAGGAGAAAUUAAGAAUUGCAGUUCUGGUUUCGAAAGCCGCAUUUCAAUUUAUUCAAGGUGUCUCUCCAAGUGACUAUGUUGUACCUGCAGAUGUAAAGGCUGCUGGUUACGACAUUUGUGCUGAUGAGUUAGGAUCCAUUGUCGAAGGCCAUGAUGUGAAGAAGCUAAACUUUCAUGGUGGGGUUAAUGGUAUUGCAGAAAAGCUCUGCGCUUCAACUGAAAAAGGGCUUACUGCAGAUACUGAUCUUUUGACUGGUCGACAAGAGCUUUUUGGAAUCAAUAAAUUUGCUGAGAGUGAAGUUAAAAGUUUCUGGAUAUUUGUAUGGGAAGCCCUUCAAGACAUGACUCUUAUGAUACUUGGUGUUUGUGCAUUUGUGUCUUUACUAGUUGGCAUUGCAACAGAAGGAUGGCCAAAAGGGGCUCAUGACGGUCUUGGAAUUGUUGCUAGUAUCUUGUUGGUUGUGUUUGUCACCGCAACAAGUGAUUAUCGUCAAUCUUUACAAUUCAAGGAUCUGGACAAGGAGAAGAAAAAGAUUACUGUUCAUGUCACCAGAAGUGGAUUUAGGCAGAAAUUGUCCAUAUAUGAUUUGCUUCCUGGUGAUAUUGUACAUCUUGCCAUUGGAGACCAAGUCCCGGCGGACGGCCUUUUUGUGUCAGGAUUUUCUGUAUUAAUCGAUGAGUCGAGUUUGACUGGGGAAAGUGAACCAGUAAUGGUGAGCUCAGAAAAUCCUUAUAUGCUUUCUGGAACGAAGGUGCAAGACGGAUCGUGCAAAAUGUUGAUUACUACUGUUGGGAUGAGAACCCAAUGGGGUAAACUGAUGGCAACUCUUAGUGAAGGAGGAGAUGAUGAAACUCCAUUGCAGGUAAAAUUGAAUGGAGUUGCAACCAUAAUUGGCAAAGUCGGUCUUGCCUUUGCUGUAGUGACUUUUGCAGUAUUGGUCCAAGGACUAUUUAGCCGUAAGUGGAACGAUGGGUCUCACUGGAGUUGGUCUGGAGAUGAAGCAUUGGAGAUGCUUGAAUAUUUUGCAAUUGCAGUCACGAUUGUUGUCGUUGCAGUUCCAGAGGGUCUGCCUCUGGCUGUGACAUUGAGCCUUGCCUUUGCUAUGAAAAAGAUGAUGAAUGAUAAAGCCCUUGUUCGGCAUCUAGCAGCUUGUGAGACUAUGGGAUCAGCAACCACUAUCUGCAGUGAUAAAACCGGGACCCUCACUACUAAUCGCAUGACUGUUGUGAAAUCAUGUAUUUGCAUGAAUGCCAGGGAAUUAGGCCAGGCUGAUAAAGUUGCAAGCUUGUGUUCUGAAAUUCCUAAUUCUACUCUCAAGCUUCUGCUACAAUCAAUCUUUAACAACACUGGAGGUGAAGUUGUGGUUAGUAAAAACGGCAAACUUGAGAUAUUGGGAACACCAACUGAUAGUGCUAUAUUGGAGUUUGGCUUGUCUCUAGGUGGAGAUUUCCAAAAGGAACGGGAAGCAGUCAAGCUUGUUAAAGUUGAGCCUUUUAACUCAACGAAGAAGCGAAUGGGAAUAUUAGUUGAGCUCCCUGAAGGAGGUUUACGAGCACACACUAAAGGUGCUUCCGAAAUAGUUUUAGCUGCCUGUGACAAGGUGAUCAAUUCCGAUGGUGAAGUUAUUGCCCUAGAUGAAACAUUAAUAAACCAUCUCAAGGUUACUAUAGAUCAGUUUGCUAGUGAGGCACUUAGAACUCUAUGCCUUGCCUAUAUGGAUAUGGAAAGUGGAUUUUCCGCAAAUGAUCCUAUACCACUUUCCGGGUUUACUUGCAUAGGAAUUGUGGGUAUUAAAGAUCCAGUUCGUCCUGGUGUCAAGGAGUCUGUUGCACUCUGCCGUUCAGCAGGCAUCACAGUAAGAAUGGUCACAGGAGAUAAUAUAAAUACUGCAAAGGCUAUUGCUAGAGAAUGUGGCAUUCUCACUGAUGAUGGUAUAGCCAUUGAAGGUCCAGAAUUUAGAGAGAAGAAACUUGAUGAGUUACUUGAACUAAUUCCCAAAAUUCAGGUGAUGGCUCGAUCUUCACCUCUAGACAAGCAUACACUGGUGAAACAUUUGCGAACUACAUUAGGUGAAGUGGUUGCAGUGACUGGAGAUGGAACCAAUGAUGCCCCAGCUCUUCAUGAAGCAGAUAUUGGUCUAGCAAUGGGCAUUGCUGGAACUGAGGUGGCUAAAGAGAGUGCUGAUGUCAUAAUUUUAGAUGAUAACUUCUCUACUAUCGUAACAGUGGCCAAAUGGGGACGCUCAGUUUACAUAAAUAUUCAAAAAUUUGUUCAGUUCCAGCUGACUGUUAAUAUUGUUGCAUUGAUUGUAAACUUUUCUUCAGCCUGUUUGACAGGGACUGCUCCGCUGACUGCUGUUCAGCUUUUAUGGGUGAACAUGAUUAUGGAUACCCUGGGAGCUCUUGCACUUGCAACAGAGCCUCCAAAUGAUGAACUCAUGAAGCGUACACCAGUUGGAAGGAAAGGGAAUUUUAUCAGUAAUGUCAUGUGGAGGAAUAUCCUAGGCCAAUCUUUGUAUCAGUUUAUGGUGAUAUGGCAUCUCCAAGCAAAUGGGAAGGCAAUGUUUAAUCUUGAAGGCGCAAAUUCUGAUCUAGUCCUGAAUACUCUUAUAUUCAACUCAUUCGUCUUCUGUCAGGCUUUCAAUGAGAUAAGCUCGCGAGAGAUGGAGGAAAUCAAUGUCUUCAAAGGCAUACUAGACAAUUAUGUAUUUGCUGUUGUUCUUGCUUGCACCGUCUUUUUCCAAAUCAUAAUUGUAGAAUUCUUGGGUACAUUUGCAAAUACGACGCCUCUCACUUGCACUCAGUGGUUUGUCAGUGUAUUCAUCGGCUUUCUAGGCAUGCCAAUUGCUGCUGGCUUAAAAAUGAUCCCAGUUUAAAGUAUCUUCAAGGGAUGCCCUCUAUCAAAUCGCAUCCGGAAAUGUAAGUUUUGUUAACUGGCUUUAAGGUUGCAUCUUCUUGUGAUGGAGGAUACAUGAAGUAAUGGCAAUCUUAUGACUUCUUUUGGCUCGUCUUUCGGACCAAAGAAUAGAGAAAUUAGUAACAUCAGAAAGUACAAUUAUCCAAAACAAGGGUUUGUAGGAUUCCCAAUUUUGUUUUUUGUUUUUGGGGUUUGACAUUAACAUUUUCUUAGCAGUCUAAGAAAAUGCUGCAAAUUUCUCAUGCAUUUUGUAGAUGAAAUUAAAGUUUUUAGGCUUUAUGUAAGACUGUUUAUAUUCUGCAGUCAUGUAAAGAAUCAUAUUUAUUGACUCUUUAUUUUAACUUAAUGUAGUUACAAAUUCCUUCA